CGAUAAUUUCCAGCUGGGUGACGUAUAUACGUGCGACAUAGCGGUGUUACUCUGCGGAAUGACGUCACGCCGCCGUUUUUUUAUUUUUGGCGGGGAAGUUCGCUGCGCGGCCGUCGGCGCGAACCGUCGAGUGAAACCUCAGCGACUGUUGCGGCGUCGUCGUCGAGUUGACCUUGCAGCCCAGUGGGACAAAGUUCAGCACGCCAUGGCUGCACCGUGCGUGAUCCGGCGCCUGGAUGAGGCCGUCGUAAAUCGGAUUGCGGCCGGGGAGGUGAUCCAGCGUCCAGCCAAUGCCAUCAAGGAGAUGAUGGAGAACUGUUUGGAUGCCAAGGCCACGAGCAUACAGGUGACGGUGAAGAAUGGAGGAUUGAAGCUUAUUCAGAUCCAGGACAAUGGCACGGGUAUUCGAAAGGAGGACAUGGAGAUCGUGUGUGAGCGUUUCACAACCAGCAAGCUGGAGAAAUUUGAGGACCUGUCUUCCAUCGCCACCUUCGGGUUUCGUGGAGAGGCUCUAGCCAGCAUCAGUCAUGUGGCGCACGUGACUAUAACUACCAAGACAGCGGACAGCAUGUGUGCCUACAGGGCAAUGUACUGCGAUGGCAAACUGAAGGCGCCUCCCAAACCAUGCGCGGGAAACCAGGGAACGCAGAUUACGGCUGAGGACUUGUUCUAUAAUGUGGCGACCCGACGCAAAGCCCUCAAGAGUGCCAGUGAGGAGCACGGCAAGAUCACUGAGGUCGUAAGCCGGUAUUCAAUACACUACUCUGGAGUAAGUUUUACACUGAAGAAGCAAGGAGAGAGCACAGCAGACGUGCGCACACUUCCUGGAGCCACGACGGUGGACAACAUUCGAGCCGUGUAUGGAGCAUCCGUUGCUCGGGAGCUCAUUGAGGUGAACUAUGAAGAUAAAAAGCUGGUGCUCAAAAUGCGAGGCUACAUCUCCAACGCCAACUACUCCAUGAAGAAGUGCGUCUUCCUGCUUUUCAUCAAUCACCGGCUUGUGGACUCGACGGCGCUGCGGAAGGCAAUCGAGAUGGUGUACGCGGCGUACCUCCCCAAAAACUCGCACCCCUUCCUCUACAUCAGCCUGGAGCUGGCUCCACAGAACGUGGAUGUCAACGUUCACCCCACCAAGCACGAGGUGCAUUUCCUGCACGAGGACAGCAUCACGGAGGCCGUGCAGCAGCAUGUGGAGAGCAAGCUGCUCGGCUCCAACUCCUCGCGCACGUACUUCUCACAGGCGCUGUUGCCGAAUGCUCCACUGGUGGGGCUCGAGUCCACCCAGGAAGGUGGCAGCACCAGGCCGGGACCCUCUGCAGCCUCGGACCGCGUGUACGCCCACCAGCUGGUGCGCAAGGAUGCGCGCGACCAGAAGAUCAACAUCUUCCUGCAGCCCCAAGCACGAGCUCAGAACACACUCCCCAAGCCUCAGCAAGGGGAGAUGGAAGAGACGGACGCACCGAGUGAACUUGCCAUGAUGGAGACGCUGGAACGUGAUGCGGAUGUUGCCAGCUCUCCUCUCUGUAAGAGGCCGCGCACGGACGCAGAUGGGGCGAUGGGCUGCGAGGCGGAGGCCUUUGCAGGUGGCUCAAGAGUGGAGGAAGCGGAGGCGGCGGCGGCGGCGGAAGAGGGGAUGGAGGAGGAGCAGGAGCCACUGAUGGCAGCCGCCCUCCCCAAGCGCCGUGUCUUCAGCUUCGUCAGCAUUCUUGCUCUGCAGAGUGAAAUCACCUCCAGCAAACACGAUGGCCUGCAUGAGGUGAUGAAGAACCACACGUUUGUGGGCUGUGUUGACCCGACUUGGGCUCUCCUUCAGCACCAAACCAGGCUCUACCUUGUCAACACCACGAAGCUCAGCCAAGAGCUAUUUUACCAGAUCCUCAUACAAGACUUUGGAAACUUUGGAGUUCUUCGUCUCUCUACUCCGGCACCCCUGUACCAGAUUAUCAUGAUGGCGCUUGAGGAUCCGGACAGCGGCUGGACAGAGGAGGACGGUCCUCGGGAGGAACUUGCAGAGCACGCAGCUGCCUUCUUGAACCAGCGGGCGGAAAUGCUGCAGGACUAUUUCUCCCUCGAGAUCGAUCAGGAUGGUAACCUAUCUGGACUCCCUCUGCUGCUUGACAAUUACAUCCCAGCUAUGGAGGGGCUUCCUCUAUUCAUGCUUCGCCUCACCACAGAGGUGAACUGGGAGGAGGAGAAGGAGUGCUUUGAAUCUUUCAGCCGCGAGUGCAGCGCAUUCUACUCGGUGCGCAAAGAGUUUACCCUGGAGGAGACGACGGCCGAAACUGAGCCCAGCCAGGAGCCAAGCAGCACAGGCUCUCCGCAUUGGAAGUGGACAGUGGAACACUGUGUCUUCAAGGCCCUGCGCUCUGUCCUGCUGCCGCCUCGGCAGUUUGCGGAGGAUGGAACGCUGCUGCAGAUCGCCAACCUCACCGACCUCUACAGGGUGUUCGAGAGAUGCUAGACUCCCUCCUGGGUUUCAUCAAACAACCAAGUUCUGGUCUAUAUAUGAAAAGGGACACGAAAAAUCAAGUGUUAGUCAUAUUGAUUGUAUUAGUUGUGGUGCAGUGCAUGGCUGCAGCCCAGAAAAUUUUCAGUGGUAGUUAGUGUAUCCAUACAGAUAAUAAUCCAUAAUUUGUGAGAUGCCCAAUCUACUAGACAACUGCAGCAGUACCUUCUUGAAAAGCUCAUGAAGAUAAAAGUUAAGACUUUCCUGGAUAUAUAUGUAUAAAAGCCUUUCAUGAUCACAGUAUAUUCAAACCGCUGAUGCAAUCGUGGAGUUAUCCUAUGGAGCCUUCCUGGAACUCCCUUCUGUCCCAAAAACGUGACAUCCUUUUAAGCCUGGGACUUUUUUUUGUUGCACAAAAUUCCAUUUUCACUUUGUCAAAAUAAAAAUAGCAUUUUAACAAGCUACAUUCCUUGAAGGGUGUACAAAAUCAUGCAGAUAUAAUUACUAUUUAAUGUAAUGUUUUCUGCUCAAGGACCAUUUCCAGAAACAUUCAAUCGGCAUGGCAUAUUUUGACAUCGAUUAUAUGGCGAUAUUUUUUUAAUGAUUGUGACAUUUUAGUUCUGCAGUUUUCUUGUUUUUUUGUGUGGUCGUUUUAUGUGUUUUCUACAAAGAGUUGAACGCAUCAAUAUUUUUAUAGGAGGAAAUGCGGUAUUUAACAUGUACAUUGUGCCAGGAGGCAUACCAACGUGAUGUUCAGAUGCAUAUUUUGUAAUGAUCAUUCUACUUGCACGAGAGAGUCUGAAAGUCACGUCCUUGUAUUAGGUAUUUAACGAUGGUUCUCCUUUGCAAUUCGAUAAUGGCCACAAUUCCAGGUGGCGAUUUGAUUCAAGAUUAUUUUUUUUAUAGGAGUACAGCAAUAGGUGCCUGUGGCCUACAGAUUUGGACCACUCACAUGACCCAUCUGUGCAGAGCCUUUUGAGUGUUAUCCCUUCCUAUCAAAGUGGUCCAGCUACUGCCCACAUGCCACAUCUCAAUGCAGGACCCUCAGCGUUGAAACUAAGGCUUUUAUACAGUUAAACACCGGCGAGCCAAAUUUCCAAUUUUGCGUCACCAGGUAGGCUAAUUAAAUAGUUAUACAUAUAUUAUGCAAAAAAUAGUACGUAAAAGAAUGUACAUCCUAUAAGCUUUGGAACAUGUUACGUACAACAAUGAAAGUGCACUAAAACAAGUUAUGUUGUGUGUGUAUAUAACAUGGAAAAAGUGGUCAAUGUACUUGCAGAAAUACAUUAGUGCUAGGGGAGUAUGGUGGUGAGGGGGUGAGAGGGGAGGGGUGUUUGGGGGAUGGGGGACCCGCAUAUCCUCACACUGACCGCCAUAAAUAUAGGACAGCACAGUACACAACAGCGUCCCAUAGGACUUAUUUUUUGGUCUGUACAGUAACAAACGCCACACAGUAAUACAUUCAUCGUAUUAGAUUUCCAGAAAAAAGUUUUUACAUUUAAUUAGUUUUGCAGCUCGCCAGACUAGUUUCCCCCACUUUUAGUCCACCGAGUUACAGUACAGUAGACGAAUUUAAAUGAUUAUUGCAUUCAUGAUGCAAUGAAAUUAUCAAAACCACAAUAAAUCGGGACAUCAUUAGAUGGUUUAAAAGGCAUUAGCUACAACAUCAAAGAAUGGAGAAAUACGGUGUCCUGUAACGGCAGAAUUGGUUAAAUGGUGUAGGAUGCCUUAAACAGCUGACCCACGAAGCCACAAUCGAUGUGGAGACGGCCUCUUGUGUGCAUAUCACAGCACACAUGUGCAUACGUUGUGUAUAUUUGUACAUUGUAUAAUAAAGUCUGAGACUUCAAAGUUAAAA
Molecule: messenger RNA, 4304 nt
Organism: Petromyzon marinus (sea lamprey)
Lineage: Eukaryota; Metazoa; Chordata; Hyperoartia; Petromyzontiformes; Petromyzontidae
Gene: MLH1
Product: mutL homolog 1
Biological process (GO): mismatch repair
Cellular component (GO): MutLalpha complex
Molecular function (GO): ATP-dependent DNA damage sensor activity; mismatched DNA binding; ATP binding
Source: RefSeq, a predicted model, not a curated record